Messenger RNA from Brienomyrus brachyistius, 4660 nucleotides. Its product is annotated as tyrosine-protein kinase JAK1-like. NCBI's taxonomy places the organism in Eukaryota, Metazoa, Chordata, Actinopteri, Osteoglossiformes, Mormyridae. Gene Ontology annotation, biological process: cell surface receptor signaling pathway via JAK-STAT; cytokine-mediated signaling pathway; cell differentiation. Gene Ontology annotation, molecular function: cytokine receptor binding; non-membrane spanning protein tyrosine kinase activity; ATP binding. The record is from RefSeq and is a predicted model, not a curated record. Gene Ontology annotation, cellular component: cytosol; cytoskeleton; membrane.
UCGGGAAUUGACACGGCGCUUGACAGGAAAGCUCGCGGACCGGGGCACGCAGUAUGUCAUCCGCGGACUAUUGCUUCUUCUGUACAAUUUAACGCGUUUCUAUGAGUAAAAAAGUCGACAGACAUUAAUAAAGACGCAUUUUUAACGUUCAUCCAGGCUUAUCAGCGCAUGAGUCUGGGAUAUUUUUUCUGAGAGCGCUCGAGAAGUUGUCGAUGGCAAUAAAGAUACGGAAGUAGGGCUCGAUGUCACGACUCACAGCGAUGGAACUGGGCCGGCAACUCUGCGGGAAGAUGAGGAAGGCGAGGAGGCCCGAGACUGCUGUGCCCGUCACAGCCUGCGGCUUGGGGAUCCACUUCUACACCCCAGAGAUCAACCCACUGGAGAUCCAGGAGGGAAGCCACUCAGCCGAGGACCUGUGCCUCGAGGCGGCCAAGAGAUGCCGCAUCUCUCCCCUCUGUCACAAUUUAUUCGCCCUCUAUGAAGAAUACAGGGACAUCUGGUACCCCCCUAAUCACAUUUUCACAAUCGGUGACAGCUAUGUGAAGCUGCAUUACCGUAUGAGGUUCUACUUCACUAACUGGCACGGCACCAACGAGAAUGAGUCUCCCAUCUGGAGGUACUCCCUGAACAAACAGAAGAACUGUGCUAAGCAGGAGAGCCCCGAGGGAACGCCCCUCCUGGAUGCUGCCUCCUUGGAGUACCUGUUUGCCCAGGGGCAGUAUGACUUUGUAAAAGGACUGGCCCCGUUGAAGAGCUCCCACAGCGAGGAAGAGGUUCACGAGAUCGAGAACGAAUGUUUAGGCAUGGCGGUGCUGGCCAUCUCACACCACGCCAUCAACAAAAGAAUGUCCCUGCCCAGCAUCACAGCAGAGCUCAGUUACAAGAAAUACAUCCCAGAGAGCUUAAACAGGACCAUUAAACAGCGCAACAUCCUCACCCGUGUUCGAAUCAACAACGUAUUCAAGAACUUCCUCAAUGAGUUCAACAGCAAGACCAUCCAGGAUGGCCACGUCACCACACAUGACCUGAAGGUCAAGUACCUGUCCACCCUGGAGACCCUGACACGGUCCUUUGGCAAGGAGGUGUACGAGACGAGCAUACUGCAGGUCUCCAGCGAGAACAAGAAGUUUCCAGUGUUUGCCUUCAACGAGUGCGACCCACCAGUGUACGAGGUGCAAGUGUCUGGGAAUAGCGGCAUCUCAUGGCGAAAGAAGCCACUCAACAAUUUCUUCCUACUUAAAAACAAGAACAAAUCCAAGAAAAACAAGAUGAAAAACAAGAACGAAAAGAAAGAGGAGACCGUGGAUAGCUGGGAACUGUUUUCUGACUUUCACGAGAUUACCCACAUUGUCAUCAAGGAGUCCAUAGUCACCAUUUACAAACAAGAGAAGAAGAUGGAGAUGCAGCUCGCCUUCCCCGCUGAGGCGCUGUCCUUCAUUGCCCUGGUGGACGGCUACUUCCGGCUGACUGUGGAUGCCCAUCACUACCUGUGCACGGAGGUGGCUCCCUCCUCCGUGGUGCAGAACCUGCAGAAUGGCUGCCAUGGUCCCAUUUCAACCGACUAUGCCAUUCAUAAGCUACGCCAGGAGGGAAACGAGGAUGGCAUGUAUGUGCUGCGCUGGAGCUGCACGGACUACAGCCACAUCCUCAUGACGGUCACAUGCAACGAUAUGGACCUGUGCGAGUCCAAGAUGACCCGGCAGUACAAGAACUUCCAGAUCGAGGUGACAGAGGGAGGAUACCGGCUAUGUGGAACAAACACCUCCCAGAGCAGCCUGAAAGAGCUCAUGGACUACCUGGCGGGGCAGUGCCUGCGGACGGAGAACGUCAGCUUCCAGCUGAAACGCUGCUGCCCCCCACAGCCCCGAGAAAUUUCCAACCUCCUGGUAGUGACCAAGAAGAGAGACCAGGAUACCCAGGAUCAUCUCUUCAGCCAGCUGAUAUUCCACAGGAUACCCAAGGAAGAGAUCGUGCAGGGGGAGCACUUGGGUCGGGGUACCAGGACCAACAUCUAUGCAGGCAUCAUGAAGGUGAAAAAUGAGGAUGACGAGGACAGCGGCUACUGCAGCUACAGUGAGACUAAGGUGGUGCUGAAAGUGCUGGGGUCCAGUCACAGAGACAUCUCUCUGGCGUUCUUCGAGACAGCCAGCAGGAUGCGGCAGAUGUCCCAUAAACACAUCGUCCCGCUGUAUGGCUUGUGUGUCCGCGAACUGGAAUACAUCAUGGUGGAGCAGUUUGUGGAGCUGGGCCCGCUGGACCUCUUCAUGCAGAAACAGCGGCACUUCAUUACCACCCCGUGGAAGUUCCAGGUGGCCAAGCAGCUAGCCAGCGCCCUGAGCUACCUGGAGGAUCUACGGCUGGUCCACGGCUACGUCUGCACCAAAAACAUCCUCCUGGCCCGAGACGGCCUAGAAGGCGAAGACGGGCCCUUCAUCAAGCUGAGCGAUCCAGGCAUCCCCAUCACUGUGCUCACCAGGGCAGAAUGUGUGGACCGCAUCCCCUGGAUUGCCCCAGAGUGCCUGAGGAACGUAAAGGACCUCAGCGUGGCGGCAGACAAGUGGAGCUUUGGCGCCACCCUGUGGGAGAUCUGCUACGAUGGCGAGACGCCACUGAAAGAAAAAAAACUUACAGAGAAAGAGAGGUUCUAUGCCGCAGAGUGCAGCCUGGCCACCCCAGACUGCAAGGAGCUGGCCGACCUCAUGAAGCAGUGCAUGAACUACGACCCCCGUAAGAGGCCCUUCUUCCGAGCGAUUGUGAGGGACCUCAACAAGCUGGAGGAGCAGAACCCCUCCAUCGCCUCUGGGAUCAUCCCAGCCCAAGAGGUGGACCCCACCCAGUUUGAGAAGAGGUUCCUAAAGAAGAUCAGAGAUCUCGGAGAGGGCCACUUUGGCAAGGUGGAGCUGUGUAUGUACGACCCGCGCGGCGACCGAACCGGCGAGCUGGUAGCUGUGAAGUCCUUGAAGCCCGAGAACAAGGAGGACCAGAGCAGCAGCCUCUGGCGUGAGAUCGACAUCCUGAAGGACCUCUACCACAAAAAUAUUGUCAAAUACAAAGGCAUCUGCAGUGAAGAGGGGGGGAGAAGCAUACGGCUGAUCAUGGAAUACCUACCUUCGGGAAGCCUGAAGGAGUACCUUCCCCGCAAAAAGGCCCAGAUGGAUCUGAAGAGGCUGCUAAGUUAUGGAAUUCAAAUAUGCCAGGGAAUGGACUAUUUGGGGUCUCUGAACUACAUCCAUAGAGACCUAGCAGCUCGCAACGUGCUGGUAGAGAACGAGGAAACUGUCAAGAUCGGAGACUUUGGAUUGACCAAGAGCAUCAAGGACAACGAGGGCUACUACACCGUGAAGGACGACUUGGACAGUCCCGUCUUCUGGUAUGCCCCCGAGUGCUUAUUGCACUGCAAGUUUUACCGUGCGUCAGACGUCUGGUCCUUUGGGGUGACCAUGUACGAGCUGCUGACCUACUGUGAGCCAGAGUCGAGUCCUAUGCAGGUGUUCUUGAACAUGAUUGGGCCAACCCAUGGUCAGAUGACUGUCACCAGGCUGGUGAAAAUUCUGGAGGAGGGGAAGAGACUACCUCGUCCAUCAAACUGCCCCGAAAAAGUCUAUACUCUGUUGACGAAGUGCUGGAAGAGUGCCCCAGAGGAGCGGAUCGACUUUAAGGGUCUGAUCAAGGAGUUCGAGAAGGUGCCCUGACUUACCCGACAGGAUUGACGUGGAACAGCAUUGAAUAAGUGAUAGCUGAAAGAUCAUGACUACCAUUCUUUUGUUUCUCUUUAUCAUUGUUUAAAGUCUCAGGAAGACUAGACAUCGUUACAUUUAUCAGAUGAAACAAUAAAAUUGUAAAUAGAUACAAGUACAGUAUUUCACUUUUUUUUUGUUUAAACUUAAAAAAAUCAAAAACCUUUUGUGCAAUCUAUAACCUUUGGCAUUAAUCCAUUUUUACGUGGCAUCACAGAAUACCAUUUAAAUAUAUAAUAAAUGAAAAGGUCUGUGUGUCAUUCUCUGUGAAAUGCUUAAUUUGCUUCUGAAUAAUUGUUUCUCAGCUGUGGAUGAAGAGCACUUAGUGAGCUCACAUAGCCACGGUUCUUCUGCUCUGGAAAAUUUAUCUGGAAAUACCAGACCUUGGAAUGGAAUGACUUUAGCGAACAGCACUUAUUUCCGAGAAUUCCAGCCUGUCUCAAAGUAUUAUAGAUAUUUAAAUAAUAAAAGAUCCAAAAGAACAUAGUUGACACAACAGAUUAAAAAAAAUAAUAAUUAGACCUUUUUUAUACUGUAAGGUCUGAAUAUCUUAGAGAAAUCCCUUAUAGUUAUUUACACUGCACAGUUUUCAGGUUAGAAAGAAGAAAAAAAACAAACAUCUGAAAGUGUCACUAUACCAUAUCACAUAUACUCCAUGAUAUUUUAAAGUAAGACAGAUGGCACGCUCAUGCUGAUGUUAAGCCUGGGAGAGACGUCAACAAGUAGAUGCGACAAAUUUCAGCUGCUCAACACUGUAAGGCGUCCGAUCAGACAAUGAACCGCAGGCAACAAAUCAAGAAUUUAUGUAAAAAUGAGCUGCAGAUGAUCUGUCAUUGGCUAAGUAAACAGAGUGUUUACUUUAAGCUUAAAAAUGUUUAAUUUCAUGUAAAUAAACUUUUAAAUAAACUUUUAAUAAAAUCCCA